AAAAUGCAUCUAUUAAAGUAACAAAAACAUGAAUUGAUCAAGUUCUAGAUACUUAUAAAAAUAUAAUAUUUUACUAGGGUUUAGAAGCUAUUGCAAAUUAAAAAAAUAACCUGUCUAUAAAUAUAUUAAUGGAAAAUGCUUAUUUAAGUGCUAUAUUACAUCUAGACAUUGCGAUAGAAGCAUAUGGAAUUAUGGAAUCCAAUAUUCAUUUGCAUAUUGGUUAAAAAAUUCAUUAUAUGUAUGAAUUUUAUAUAAUAUGAAAUAAAUAGUUCGAGUAUACCUCUGAGUAAAAAGAAUAUUCUAUCAGUUUUACAUAGUAGGAUGGUACUUGUCCAUUGGGCCGCGGACAGUUCCUCUAAUAAAACUGCCUCCGUUUUUUGUCUCGGAGUUGAACUUAUUUUCUUUAUUGAAUUUUUGUGUUUUUGUGAAUUGUGUUUUUAUUCUUAAAAAAAUCAUAAGGGAUUAAACUGUUAUUAUGUUUUUAAACGCGACACGUAAUUUCAAAUUGUACAUUGCUCUGUUCCUUAUAAUAAGUGUUUCAAUAAGGUUUUACACAAACAUUGUCGAGAACGGCGAAAACCAUGCAUAUCAAUCGGUACGGUCCAAACUUACGUUACAACAACCUUCAAAAGAAAGACAUAUAUCAAGUUCGGAUAGAUCAAUGGAAACAAAAAAUAUUUCAGACAAGACAAAUAUUUUUUUAAGAGGAGAGACGAACAUGUCAGAGUUAACUGACAUAAGAUUAAAUGACGGGAGUAAAGGGUUUAAAUAUGGAGCACAGUUUCAAAAAUUUAAUACUUCACGUAUAGGAAACAGUAAAACAGAAGCUGAUAAUUGCACGAAGAAAGAAGUAUUAUUGUCUCAAACAAACUUGCCUAUCACAGGUUUAGUCAGCUUUCCAGGAUCUGGAAAUACGUGGACCCGACAUCUUAUACAGCAAAUGACAGGUAUUGGAACAUCCAGUGUUUAUUGUGAUGGAAGUCUCAAAGUGCGAGGUUUUCCGCAUGAAUGUCAACAUGACAUGACCAAAACCGUUGUUGUUAAAACACACGAAACACGGCACUUUAAUAUGUUCACAAAGAUAGUUUUGCUUCUAAGAAAUCCGUAUGAUGCCCUUCUUUCUUUUGCAAACUUUAAAACGGCUGGACACACGGGUCAUAUACCGGAAAAGGUUUUGAUUAAAGCAAGCAAUAGAUCGUUCGAACUCUGGUUGCGUAAGUAUGUCAAUCUGACAAGAAGCACAAUAAAGGCAUUUAAAGGACCAGUGCACGUUAUUCAGUAUGAAACACUUCAAACAAACAUGUCACGUGAGCUGAAAAAACUUGCGUCCUUCUUCGAUUUAAAUAUAUCUGAUAGAGAUAUCGAAUGUACAGUCAAACUUCAGGAGGGAAAUUUUCAUCGUUUGACAAACGAAAAGCAACAUGUAGAGCUUCUACGAGCCGUUUAUUCAAAAGAAAAGCUAUUACGACUACGUGAAGCAGCAAGGUAUUCUGAAAAAAUGUUAAAAGAUGCAUAUAAUAUAGAUAUUGACCUAGGUGGCCACACCGAAAAAAUUUUACUGCAAGGUUUCUAAUGCAUUUUAUGUUGUCUUUGUCUUAAAGCUACAAGCCUAAAGAAAAUUCUUCCUAUAUAAUUGUAUAUGAUGAAACUGAUUCUAAAUAAGUAUUAAAUGAAAUUAAAGUAAGGAAAAUGUCAAUUUAGGCAAUUCUAAUUUUACAAAUUGCAAAGAAAAAAAUACAACUGAAAUAUAUUGAGUUUAUUUUUGUUUGGUAAUAAAUAAAUAUAAGAACUCAAAUUUCAAUGGAUGCAUUGAGUAAGAAUGCAGAAUAGCUGAUAUUUUGAUAAGUCAUGAAUAUCAUGGCAUAAAUAGGCUGGUUCAAGCAGUUUUAAAAAAGUUUUCAGACUUUUUCAUAAAUAAAUGGUAGGCCUAAAAAUACAUUUUAUUGUAAAUGUUAUUGUAUUCUGAAAAAGAAAUUGGAAACUUGACAAAUAUUUAAAUUAAUUAUCAAAUUCAGAACUUGAAAUAAUAAAAUGCCGUUAGAAACUUGAAAUUGGUAAUGGGUAACUUUAAACAGAGCAAAGUCAAAACAUGGGCGACGAAUUGUAUUUAUUAUUAGAAUGUAAACUCUUAUAGAAUUCCAAAUAUAUUACAAUUUGAAACCUGAACUUUAUUAUGUGAUUUUUUUUAUUAUCGUCGCCAAAUAUUGACUCGAAAAUUGUGCUAAAUUUUGAUAAUUGUUUUUGAAAUAACUCGUUUCAUUUAGUGUAAAUGUUGUUAAUUCUCUUUCCUUGUAGAAUGAAAAUUGUAAGAUGACAUAUGUGAGUUAUAUGCUAUAAACCUCGCCUAUUUGUUUUAUUUAUUUAUUUUUGUUAAAUUUAUUUACGUCAUAUUUACAGUUAUUGUGUAUAAUAAAAAUCUUGAGAUCUUGAAAACUCUUGAAUCUUGUAUUAUUAGUUUCAAUUAAGACUAUGGUACAGUAGGGUGAACGUUUCAGUCUACACGCAAAACGCACGCUCUGGAAAAAACGCACGCACGUUACACGCCAAACGAACGAACGUUAUACGCACGAUAUACGAAACGAAAUACGCAGAUGCACUCAAAACGAUAUACGCUAAACGAAAUACGCUAAACGAUAUACGCACGCUAAAACGCACGCAAAAUGAAAACGUUUCUAAACCUUCAUUAAAAUAUCGUAAUCAUAUUAAAUUUUUAACAACUUUAGCUACAUGUAGAUCGUUUAGCGAUUAAUUUUGAUUAAAUGAUAACUAAAAAUGUAUUUUAAACGAGUUUAUGUUAGAGCUGAAAUGCACUCAACCUAGCACCAAAAUUAUUUUUUGUCACAGCCUCAACAAAUGAUUUUUUUCAGAAUAUAAGCUAUCAUGCGCUAAUAUCGAAAGUAAUAUAAUUAAACGUGUCCUUUUUAUGCGCA
This is a messenger RNA of Ruditapes philippinarum (Manila clam), 2930 nucleotides long. RefSeq names its product WSCD family member GA21586-like. NCBI's taxonomy places the organism in Eukaryota, Metazoa, Mollusca, Bivalvia, Venerida, Veneridae. The transcript has 3 exons. The record is from RefSeq and is a predicted model, not a curated record. The coding region runs from base 476 to 1573 and encodes 365 amino acids. Gene Ontology annotation, molecular function: sulfotransferase activity.